Halichondria panicea is the source of this 2162-nucleotide messenger RNA. Its product is annotated as glypican-1-like. Gene Ontology annotation, biological process: regulation of signal transduction; cell migration; regulation of protein localization to membrane. The record is from RefSeq and is a predicted model, not a curated record. Gene Ontology annotation, cellular component: cell surface; plasma membrane; extracellular region. Lineage: Eukaryota; Metazoa; Porifera; Demospongiae; Suberitida; Halichondriidae. The transcript is spliced from 6 exons. Bases 64 to 1968 code for a protein of 634 amino acids.
UAAUAAAACAAGCUUAUCGUGCAUUCUGUUGGAAGCAAAGAACUCCGAUCUAAUGCAAGCAAGAUGACUUCUACGCAUCUAAGACUCAGUUUGUUUGUAGUAUGUUUAGUUGCAGUAAGUGUGAGCGGCGUCUCUGAUCCUGGGUUGUCCAAAUCCUGUGCGCACACAAGAUCCACAUUUGAGAGUAUCACACUCCAGGACCAGAACGGAGCAUCAAGAAGCCUCACUGGCCGUGUUUUCGAGGAGCUACAGUCAGCAAUGUCUUGCACCACAUGUCAGCUCAAGGAUACCUGCUGUUCCAAUGAUGCAGAGAAGUCAUUCAAAGACUACAUUGUGGACCACUAUAGAGACAAGAUGCUCUCAAAGCUCUCAAAUCCACUUAUGGCCUGCCAUAACCACUCUUUCUUUGAUGAGUUCAAGCUCUACUUCAGUGCCGCGAAGGACAACAUCGUUUCAUUGAUGCUGAGGGUGUACGGUAUCUACUUUCAAAACUAUCUUACCAUUUUCGACGAUUUCUUCGAGUACCUUCAGACAACAGUAGACACUGGCAACACUUGCAGACUCCCCGAGGAAUGGAAUGAGAUUUUCUACGAGUUGUUCCUGGCAGCCUAUUUCUCUAGUCCUAAUCUCGCCUCCCCGGCCGAUCAGCUUCCUACCACUGACGCGUUUAGAAACUGCUUUUAUCAGAUAUUCCUUGAUAGGAAAGGUGAAGAAGUCUCAAACACCCUGAGGGGAUUUCUCCGUUCCUACAACCAGACCAUGCGCUACAUGAGAGCUCUCAGAUCAUUGGAUAGAGUCAUUGUGUCCACUGUGGAUCUCCUACUUGGACAAGAGUGUCAGGACUCCAUUAUGAAGAUGACCCACUGCGCCAGUUGUGCUGGUUAUGUAGCCCCUACGUGCGAUGGUCUGUGUCUCAACGUCAUGCGAGGAUGUAUGGUCGACCUGAGUGACAUGUUCGAAGCACUUGACAACUACAGUGACGCUCUCGUCAGACUGCACUCAUCAAUCACCCGUGUAAAUGGACUGCACUAUUUCUUUUCGCAAAUGGAUCUUCUUGCGAGUAACUUUUUCUUGUUGGUUGGGGAUACUGCAGGGAGUGCUCGGGCCAUUGAACAAAUUGUGCUGUCAACUUGUGAUGCGAAUGGCCGCAGAACUAAGAGACAAGCUUCUUCUGGUAACACUCCACGAGUCCCUCGACAGAGUGUGGUUCCUCCCCUGGAUGCACUCAACAGCUCAGCCUACUGUAUAGCAGGAUCACUCUCUAGCUUGAAGACACUGCCUAAUGCUGUCUGUGGAGAUGUGCCCACAGAUAAAGCUGGAUGUUGGAAUGGAAACAGCGUUGGAAGUUAUGAACGUGCUGUUUUCGACUUUGAUCGCCAGUCUCAGAUCAAUAACCCAGAGAUGGUUAUCAAACGCAACCAGAGACAUUUUGAGCAGCAGAUAGCCAACCUCGAAGCAAUCACUCGUGAAAUGAACAUUCUGACCGGCAACCAUGAGUGUGCUUCCGACGAUGAAGACGAAAGCUGCACAGUUCCACCCACUUGUGAGUACUUUGAUAUUGUGGAUGCCCCGUAUACGGUACCAGAGGUUGCCUCCGGGUCCGGAUCAGGAGAGGGCAGUACUAGCAGUCCACGUGACACACCCACUGUUGACCCCUGUGCCCCCGUCACCACCACCGUCGCCAUCGAGGAUAUAACCACCACAGCAAGCGUGACCGUAUCUAGUGUGUCCACGGAUGCUCCCACCACACGUUCAACAACUAGAGUGAUAGUGAAUGAGAUCACUGAUGGCCCCAGCAUUGGAGGCCCAGGAGAGGGACAAACAAUGAGCCCCUUACCUGGCCCCAGCAUUGGAGGCCCAGGAGAGGGACAAACAGAGAGCCCCGUACCUUCCGUGGGUGGGUCUGCAGCAAGACUCACCUCCUCACUGAUGUUGGUCAUUCUUACCUUGUCUGUCUUGUUGUUAUAGUCAUAUAUCGCAUUGCCCAUGUACUGGUCUAAUCACACCUCAUAUUAUAAUGCACUUGUAAAAGACUGAACUGAACAUGUCUAACUAUUAUAUAGCAGUUUUCAUAUUAUUAUUUGACCCUUUUUCGCUCAUUCAAUUUCUGAACACCACUUUACAUACAUCUGUAUAUUCGCAAUAAUUAUAAUUAUCAUCAA